AUAAAAAUUAGUGCUUUAAUGGUUAAAUUAAUAAAUAAAAAAUCAAUUUUUGAGAUAAUCAAGUAAUUCAUUCAACAAAUAGUGUAAAUAUAUGAAUCGAUUUUUCAUCACCGAUGGAAGAAAAUUCAUGUCCAUUGAAUGCACCUUUAUCAUUGUAUAACAUAGCCAUAAAACAGUUAUCAUGUAACAUAGGAUGUGAAAACAUUUUUAAAAAUGUGUACAGAGACUUGCCAAAUCAUGUUUUAUUCGAUUUGUAUUAUCAAAUGUAUCGAGACAAUCUACUAAGUGUAUUAAGAAAAGAAUUUAGUAAUAUUGAAAUAUUCUCACGCUUACUUAUUUUACCAGAUAGAAAAGUCAAAUUACUACAAUGCUUCCAAUCAAAUUGUUACAAUACUAAUGCGGAUUUAAUUACAUCGUACGCAAAUAAGUGUGCUACAAUCAAGGCAACAUCAAGUGAUAAAAUCAUACGGGAUCUUAUAGACACAGGUCUCCGUUUAGGUGCAUUCUUUAGUGAGUCUGGUUGGUUUGUAGACAGCGCACAAGUUUUAUAUGAAGUGGAAUUAAUAUGUACGAAUAAUCUACAUUUACCAUUUGCUGAAUACAAAUUAUUAGACUGUUACCAUAGACUAUUACAUGUACAGGCUGUUUACUGUAAGUUUGACGAUGCAAAUAAUACGGUCAAACAAGUCUUACAACUAAUUACAAAGUUACGACAAAAUGAUAAAUGUCCUAAUGUAGCUGGUUUGUACACUGAAUUAUCUGUAUUACAUUUUAUACGAAGUGAAUACGAUAAAGCCUAUCAUUGGGGUGUGAAAGCUUUAGAACAUGUCGAUUCUUCACUUCCACCAAGUGUAAUUAUAGACGUUUUGCGCCAAGCAUCUAAAGCUUGUGUUGUGAAACGUAAAUUUAAAAAAGCGUAUGUGUUAAUUCGUUACGCUGUCAAUUAUACUUAUGAAAUAUUUGAAGACUUACAUCCAAAAGUAGCGGAUGUUUUAAUGGAUUAUGGAUUUUAUUUACUUAAUUCUGAUUCUAUAUUAUCAAGUGUUAAAGUGUAUGAAGAAGCUUUAGACAUACGAAAACAAAUAUUCCACAAAGAUAAUUUAAAAAUAGCUGAAGCACAUGAAGAUAUCGCUUAUGCAGUCUAUGUGAAUGAAUAUACUUCUGGAAGAUUUUGUUCAGCACGGGAUCAUGCAGAACAAGCUAUCCAAAUUAUGGAAGCUUUGAUUCCAACAGAUCAUUUAAUAUUAGCAUCAGCAAAACGUGUCAAAGCUUUAAUUCUGGAAGAGAUUGCAUUAGAUUUACCUGGUGUAAAUAGUCAAUCACGUGAUAAAAUGAAAAUUUUAAAAGAAGCUGAAGAUUUACAUUUAGCUGCUUUAAAAAUAUCAUUAAAUGCAUUCGGAGAGAAAAAUGUUCAAACAGCGAAACAUUAUGGGAAUCUAGGAAGGUUGUAUCAAAGUAUGACCGAAUAUGAAAAAGCUGAACGAAUGCAUUUACGUGCAAUAUCAGUGAAGGAAGAGUUACUUGGGGAUCAAGAUUACGAAGUUGCGUUAUCUAUUGGUCAUUUAGCAUCGCUGUACAACUAUCACAUGGAGAAGUAUAGAGAAGCAGAGAAAUUAUAUCUUAGGUCAAUAGCAAUUAGUUUAAAAUUAUUUGGAGAGAGUUAUUCAGGUUUGGAGUACGAUUAUCGUGGUUUGGUGCAUGCGUACACAGAAUUAAAUGAAAUAUAUCGAAUGAUUGAUUAUUCAAACACGCUGAGCAAUUGGAUGGAACUUCGCGAACAAAUCGUCCGUGGUGAAGAUUUUCCAAUUCGAAAUAAUAAUACAGAACGUAUGUCGUUAAAAGAAACAUUAAAUAAGUUUUUUAGCAUGUCGUAAAACAUUUGUAGUACUUUCAACAUUCACGAUCGAUCUAUUUAUUUGGUUUUUUCAAAAUUAUUGUGAUAUAUUUAUAAAUUUAUGGUCAUCAAUUUAAUCUCAAUAGCUGUCUUAUUUUUAUUAGUUCAGUAUUAAAAAUAAUAAUUAGGCAGCGACUAAGCUGUCGGUACUAAGAGGACCGACACCGCCCCUCUACUUAUGCACACAAAAUAAUUGUCAAUUUGUACUAAAAAAAAGUUAUUA
Messenger RNA from Chrysoperla carnea, 2117 nucleotides. RefSeq names its product amyloid protein-binding protein 2 (gene Pat1). Lineage: Eukaryota; Metazoa; Arthropoda; Insecta; Neuroptera; Chrysopidae. Gene Ontology annotation, biological process: intracellular protein transport. Gene Ontology annotation, molecular function: protein binding. Bases 114 to 1874 code for a protein of 586 amino acids. The record is from RefSeq and is a predicted model, not a curated record. The transcript has a single exon.